Sardina pilchardus (European sardine) is the source of this 468-nucleotide messenger RNA. Its product is annotated as RNA binding protein fox-1 homolog 2-like. The record is from RefSeq and is a predicted model, not a curated record. Lineage: Eukaryota; Metazoa; Chordata; Actinopteri; Clupeiformes; Clupeidae.
UGAUUGGGAGAAAGGGAGAAGAGGGGAGACAGAAGAAAGGAAAUUGUGAAGCAAAAAAUACGACAGUGUUCUUUGUUUUAAGUAAUCAAUUGAACGACCGAAGAGAGGAUUAAACUAAAACUGACUCCUGGUCGAAUAUUCUACGACAGCUAUGCUUACUGGGCAAAGGUGUCGUUUAUAAGCUAAUCAUAGGAUUAGGAGGACAUGUUUUAGGGAAUAGCCCUUCCGUUAAGAGACUUGGACGCGAUGGCGGGAGUGCACGCCAACUCGACCGGUGGUUCAUCGACCGUCAGGGGAAUGAAACGAGGGGAUCCAGAACCAGACGCCCAAACGGCGGCCGCUCUCACCGAGUCAUCGGGGGCAGAGUGCAAGCGUCCACGGAUCGACGGGUCUGGUGGAGUCGGAGAGCUCGGCCAGAACAACGACCCCCUGACGAUGGGUUACCAUGGAUACCCACCUCCUAGUCAG